AUGGUAGAGAGGCUGAGGAACGAGACAAAUCUUUAUGAAGAUCAAAACAUCGAGACUGUAGGACUAAAAGUAAAGAACCAAAUGCUUGAGCAAUCUGUAACAUUUAUGAAGCAGCUUGUUGUGGGUUUGCUCACAAUUUGUAUUGUUCUAAUGAGUACCCAACAGGAAACACAAUCUCAAAAUAGGCAGAAUAAGGGAAAAUCCUCUCAAGUACCAUCUAUUAAGGCUCAUUGGGAUGCAAAAUCAAAUGAAAUCUUUAUUAAGCUUUGUGUUGACCAAGUGAAGGUCGGACAUAGACCUGGUACACACUUAGAUAGGGUCGGGUGGGAAAAUGUCAUAACUUCGUUUAAAACUAUGACUGGAAAAACAUACCAACGACUACAAAUGAAAAACCAUUGGGAUGUGUUGAAAAAAGAUUGGCUGUUAUGGAACAAUCUUUUAAGGGGUGAGACCGGCUUAGGCCGUGACACAUUGACUGGAGCUAUAUCUGCAUCUGAUGAGUGGUGGACCAACAAAUUGGAGAGGUAUCCUGAUGCUGCUAAAUUUCGGCGUAUGCCGUUGCAAUUUAGUGAAGACUUAGACAUACUAUUCUCAGAUGCAGCUGCUACAGGAGAAUGGGCAUACACUCCUAGUUCAGGGGUUAUGCCUGACGUUGAUGACAAUGUAGAGGAAUUUCAUACCCCACAUGAUGUUGAAUAUGAUGAUGAUGCUUUGGAGGUGAUUCAUCCCUCUGAGUUAAACAAAAAGCGUUCAUCAAACACACCUGCUUCAUCAACCAAGAGUAAGAAGACGAAAUUUACUGGUGCAGCUCUACUUAACAAGACACUUGCUCGCAUAGUAAAUGUGGUUGAGUCAUCUUCAGGAACUUCAACACAGACCUCAUCAAGAUAUCCUUCAAUUGCAGAUUGUUUGGCGAUGUUGGAAAACAUCCCUGGUGUGUCCCCAGAUGAUGACCUGUAUGUGUGGGCCGCCCGAUUAUUCUUACGAGACAAGCGUCGGGAGUGUUUCAUGAGUCUUCCUACGGAUGAAGUUCGCCUUAAGUUUCUGAAGUUGGAGAUUGAGAUGGAGAAGGCCACCACAGGUUAUCGCGGCUAA
Messenger RNA from Camellia sinensis, 1095 nucleotides. Lineage: Eukaryota; Viridiplantae; Streptophyta; Magnoliopsida; Ericales; Theaceae. The record is from RefSeq and is a predicted model, not a curated record.